Molecule: messenger RNA, 621 nt
Organism: Caenorhabditis remanei
Lineage: Eukaryota; Metazoa; Nematoda; Chromadorea; Rhabditida; Rhabditidae
Exons: 5
Coding region: 1-621 (206 amino acids)
Biological process (GO): vesicle-mediated transport; protein secretion
Cellular component (GO): Golgi membrane
Source: RefSeq, a predicted model, not a curated record
AUGUCGGGAUUCGAGAAUGACAUAUCUAUUGGGGCAGGCAUAACACAAAGCCAGUCGUCUCAAGGAGGAUUUAGUCUCCAAAUGUUCGGAAAGCCUACAAUCGUACUGGCUCAUCUUUCUUUCAAAGCCGCUUCACUUUUCUUCUAUUUUUUCGCCAACUUCUUCACUAGUUCUUUCAUCGUCCAGUUUCUUGUCAUCCUUACCCUUCUGUCUAUGGACUUCUGGGCAGUUAAAAAUAUAACUGGACGUCUGCUAGUCGGUCUCCGCUGGUGGAAUUUUGUUGAUGCCGAUGGAAACAAUCACUGGAAAUUUGAAAGUGCAAAAGAUAUGACUCGUUUUCCAGCCAUCGACCGACGAGUUUUCUGGCUUGGGUUGGUUGUUGGCCCAGCUGUGUGGAUUUUCUUUGUCGUUACCGCGUUUUUGACCCUCAAGUUCGAGUGGAUGAUUGUUGCUCUUCUGGGAGCUCUGAUGAACCUUGCCAAUUUAUGGGGAUAUUUGCGUUGUCGCUGGAAUAACACCGAGCAAAUGACAAGUUACUUCCAGAAGUGGGCCUUCCUCAAUGUGCUCCGUCGAGCUCAACAGCCUCCUCAAGAGUAUCAGAAUCCGGUGUUCAGCGCAUAA